AUGAUGUAAUAGAUUAAAUAUUACAAAGAUUUAGAAGAAUUUAAAAACUCUUCACUUUUAUCUCAUUAGGUUCUCCAUAUUGAUCUCAAUGGAAAUUAAAUUGGUGAUGAAGGUGCAUCAGGCUUAGGUUCUGCUUUAGCAAAUUGCAUUAAUCUCUCAAAUUUGACACUUGACCUUCAUUUCAAUCAAAUUGGUGCAAUGGGUGCAUAAGGCUUAGGUUCUGCUUUAGCAAAUUGCAUUAAUCUCUCAAAUUUGACACUUUACCUUGGGUCUAAUUAAAUUGGUGAUGAAGGUGUAUCAGGCUUAGGUUCUGCUUUAGCAAAUUGCAUUAAUCUCUCAAAUUUGACACUUGACCUUCAUUGCAAUUAAAUUAGUGCAAAGGGUGCAUCAGGCUUAGGUUCUGCUUUAGCAAAUUGCAUUAAUCUCUCAAAUUUGACACUUUACCUUUAGUAAAAACAGUUUAUUUGUUUUGGAUUGUGA
Molecule: messenger RNA, 480 nt
Organism: Tetrahymena thermophila SB210
Lineage: Eukaryota; Ciliophora; Oligohymenophorea; Hymenostomatida; Tetrahymenidae
Product: oxalate/formate antiporter protein
Exons: 6
Biological process (GO): positive regulation of MHC class II biosynthetic process; positive regulation of MHC class I biosynthetic process; positive regulation of transcription by RNA polymerase II
Molecular function (GO): protein binding
Source: RefSeq, a predicted model, not a curated record